AUGGAUGCUGCGGAGGUUAAAUCACGGGAUUACCCUCCAAGACUUUACCCUGAAGGGUCUUCUAACCUAGAAAAAAAAGAUAUUAAUCACAAUUUCCGUUUAGGAACUUUCCGCCACAUUAGAGAAACAAUUGGACUUGAUGUGUGGGAAGAAUUGGUGAACUCUCCCAUUGGAGUAGUUGCUAGGCUAGCUGGACGCGAAAGCGUAUGGUCUGGUAGGACCGUACACUAUCUACUAUGUAGACAGCUGCGAGUACAUAAGAAGGAGAUAUGGUGUCUCGUGGUUGAUGAGGCUAUCAGGUUUAGCUUGCUCGAGUUUGGUGAGAUCACUGGGUUAAACACAGGUCCAUUGCCAAUAGAAAGGUUUGAAGCUGAUCAAUACAAAGAGUUUUGGGAGGAGUUGAAGGUGCCUCUUGGGAUGGGACCCAAGGUAGAUGAACUGAAGAAAGCAUUAGCGUUCUGUCCGCUUUGGAGUUUUGAAAAGCGUAAGUGGUUGGGGCUGCUACUUCUUCACGUCAUGGGAGUCUAUUGUUUGCAUCACAAUUCUAGGAUACCUUUUGAAAGUGCAAUAAGGGUAUUCGACGAUGAAGCCAUGUGGUCGUAUCCAUGGGGUCGGACUGCAUACGAAGUUCUCAUUGACUCUAUUAAAACGUUGGCUCUAGAAGGAGGGUCAUACACAAUAAGCAGCAUGACCGUCGCGUUAUUGAUUUGGGCUUAUGAAUCUGUCGCCUGCUUCGGUGAGAAUUUUGGGAUGGUGGUGAAUAAUGAAGACGUUCCACUUUUACGAUGGGGUGGAAAGCGUACAAGUGUGCGUGUGAGGAGAAUGGUUUUGAAGGACUCAAUUGAAGAGAUGUUUCCUAAAUGGUCGGGUGAACCUGACGACCCACAACUCGUUAGGUUGAUAACAUUCAUACAUGGUAAUGCACAGGGGAAGGGGAAUGAGAAGAAGAAGAAAAUGAAGGGUGGAGUUUCGUCAGAAGCUGAGCCACCCACUAAGAAGCAGAAGAAAGUUAAGACACAUAAUGAGUCUGAAGUUGCUGCAACGGAAAAGGGUUCUAGCGAGAAGGAAGGUAGCAAAGAUUCGGAGUUGGAGAACAAAGCGACUCUGAGGACCAUUGAGCGUCUGAAAGUUCUGGGAGUUGGGAAAAUUUCCGAAAACAAUGUUAACCCCUCUCCACCAUCAGCAGAUAAAUCUUUAACGUUGGCAUCACCGCGGGUUCAAACGCAUCAGAAGUCUGUCAAUAGUCCAGCGUUAGUUGCGACUCCUGGUAAGGUUUUUGGACCGAAAAAUAAUUUGGCAAAGGAGCUUGAUAAGGAAUCAUUGGUGAAAAGGACUUUGGCUGAGGAGUUUGGUAGUGUCGCUAAAGCUACUGAUCUUGAUAGUCAACAUGUUGAUUUCGUAUUAGUUUCUCCUUCAAAGGCUACUAAGGAUGAUAAGGAUGCUAAGGUUCCAGCCUAUGGACGCGGCUGCAGGGGCAAGCGUAUUGUUAAGGGUGAGGAAGCCGAUGAGAAGAAAAAAGCAGCGCAAGUAGAUGAUGCGUUUAAGAGGAAGGAGAAGGCUGAGGCUAAGAAAAAAGAGGCUGAGGCUAAGAAAAAAGUGGCUGAAGCUAAUAAAAAAGAGGCUGAGGGUAAGAAGAAAAAGAGGCUGAGCUAA
Messenger RNA from Brassica napus (rape), 1653 nucleotides. RefSeq lists its product as uncharacterized. Bases 1 to 1653 code for a protein of 550 amino acids. The transcript is spliced from 4 exons. The record is from RefSeq and is a predicted model, not a curated record. NCBI's taxonomy places the organism in Eukaryota, Viridiplantae, Streptophyta, Magnoliopsida, Brassicales, Brassicaceae.